Rhododendron vialii is the source of this 1685-nucleotide messenger RNA. Its product is annotated as F-box/FBD/LRR-repeat protein At1g13570-like. Gene Ontology annotation, molecular function: protein binding. The record is from RefSeq and is a predicted model, not a curated record. The coding region runs from base 229 to 1122 and encodes 297 amino acids. NCBI's taxonomy places the organism in Eukaryota, Viridiplantae, Streptophyta, Magnoliopsida, Ericales, Ericaceae. The transcript is spliced from 4 exons.
AAGGCUUUUUGCUCUUUAUCUCAUGGAAUAGGAGUAUUUUUCAUCAGUGUCUCUCGAAGCCUUUGAAUGAAAUGAGUGAAAUCUUUCAGAAUCUUGUAAAUAGAGUCCGAUAGAGAGGCAGCAGAGGAAUCAUCACGAAACACCUGUGCAAGCCUUGAGGCAAUGUAACAACGACAAAACGUGCAGGGGGAGCUUUCAUUUUGAUUUGUAGGAAAAGAUAGUAACCUGAUGGAAACGGGUGGCUUAGUAUCUACCCAGAAAAGAAGGGAAAUGGGUGGCUCAACUUCAGACAUAAUCAGUAACCUUCCACGAAAUCUCCUUGAAGAAAUAUUAGUCUGUUUGACGAUACAAGAUGCGGUAAGGACGAGUGUUUUGUCAAGGAAAUGGAGGUAUAUCUGGACUACACUUCCCAAACUUGUAUUCGAUGAUAACUUCUGCAGAGGAUCGGUGAUGAGGGCAAGGUCAGACAAACUUAUGAUGACCAUUUAUAAGGUUCUGCUACUCCAUCAUGGACCAAUACUGAAGUUCACUCUCUCUUUAUCCAAUCUGGAAAGCUGUCCCGAAAUCAAUCAGUUGACAUUGUUUGUGUCAAACAAAGGCAUCCGGGAAUUCACCCUUUACGUUUGGAAGGGUGAACUUUAUAGAUUGCCAUGUACGCUAUUUUCAUGCCUACAACUCGAGCAUUUGAAUCUCAGUUGGUGUGUGUUUAAACCUCCUCCUAGCUUUAAAGGAUUUACCAUGCUCCUUUCCCUUGAGCUUUAUGAAGUUGUCAUUGCUGGUGACGUACUUUCAAGUUUAGUAUCCGGUUGCCCACUACUUGAACGGCUAACAUUUUCUAGCUUUAACAGUUUCGAUUACCUUGAAAUUGUGGCUUUUAAGCUUAAAUACUUCUCGUGUGAAGGCCUUUUCAGAUCUAUUUGCGUCAGAAUGCCUCAUGUUGCAGAUGCCACAGUAGUUAUGAAAGGAUCUAGGAAUCAGUUAGCAUUUAAUGAAGGAAAAAUAUCCAACUCUGUCAUGCUGCUUCUUUGUAGUAUACCGAUGGUUGAGUUUCUGGUAUUGGACUAUCCUUACGUGAAGUGCAUGGCUGCAAGAGGUGUACAAGAGAGGCUUCCAAACACAUAGAACAACCUUCAAGACCUCCUGUUGCAUGAUAUCUGUUUUGGGGAACCAGAUGAGGUCUCCAUUGUUCUUUACUUAAUUAGAUGCUCCCCAAACUUGGAAGGAAUUUCUAUUCGUGCAUUUCACAGUGCAACUGCUGCUAUUGAUCCUGUUGUAGAACUUUUUGACUUGCAAGGCUGGUCUAACGUCUCCUUAAGUAAGCUUUUAUUUGUGGUGAUAGAAGAGGUGUCUGGCACAAAGGCUGAAAUGGAGUUCAUUAAGCUUCUGUUAGCCAAAUCUCCAAUGCUGCAGAGCAUGGAUAUCAAGCUGAAGUCGAUGCAGAUUGCUAAAGAGUUGAGGAUUGUGAAGAAGUUGAUAGGAUAUCGACGUGCAUCAGUUAGUGCAGUAAUCACUUUCCCAAAAUAAAGGUUUAUGAACAUCAAGUUCAUCAGGUUACCUGCUGGAGUUACUUUUGUUUUGGCUGGCUUUUAUGGAUGCUCAUUUUUAGCUGGAUGUUUCUUUGUCUGGGUGUUUAAACCCUGGGUAUUGGUACUCUUUUGGAACCAUGGCUUCUCAUGAAAACUAUC